AUGUCCGCUUCCCUCCCCUCGGUGUGUCUCCCUCGUGAUGACGAUACUCGUUCGACAGCUUCCGAAGACUCUGAACUCAGCAAUGAGGAAGGAUGGGAAGAUGUGGAACAGGAUGACGAUACACAGCCCGUGAUUGGCCUCUUCUCCGAAAAAGUUUACCCUGAUGUGAACUCCAUGCUGCAGGAGAGCAAAGAAAAACACGAUUUUGAUCUGCGGAGGACACAAAAGAAGCUCGGCUUGGACUUUCUGGGAACCAUAAAAUUGGUCAACUAUAUUCGGUCCCAGGUCAAGGUUGGGAACCUGAACCCUGAUGUGUCUUCUAAGAGCAAUUUUGAUGAUGAGAUCUACCUGAAACCUGUUCUUGAGGAUGACGCCCUCCUGUAUAGUUUGGACGACAUUGAUGAUGAAACGUCGGAGGCUGCCGGUGGUACCGAGGCAGAGCAACGUGUCAUUGAACUGCAAGAAGAACUGAAGCGUCUCCAGACACAAUUCUCCGAAUAUAGAAUUGCAGUGAAGCAAUCCAUGGAAGAACAAUUGUCAAAGGAAGAUGAAAAGCUAUCUACUGUGACCCGACGUGUCGUCAAUAAGACGGAAGAGGCGGAUGCCGACUAUUUCGUUUCCUAUUCCUACAACGGGAUCCACGAGUCCAUGUUGAAAGAUACCAUCCGGACGGAGUCUUACCGGGAUUUCAUCUACGAAAACAAGCACCUUUUUAAGGAUAAGGUUGUCUUGGAUGUUGGAUGUGGAACUGGAAUUCUGUCUAUGUUUUGCGCCAAAGCAGGUGCGCGAAAGGUCAUAUCUGUCGACAACUCGAAUAUCAUCGACAGGGCAAAGGAGAUUAUCUACGAAAAUGGAUUUGGUGAUAUAAUCACAUGUAUCCGUGGCAAGAUUGAGGAAGUCACCUUGCCCGUCCAACAAGUCGAUAUCAUCGUAUCGGAGUGGAUGGGCUACUGCCUUCUCUUCGAAGCCAUGUUUGAUUCCGUCAUUUACGCUAGGGACCGUUAUCUCGUACCUGACGGACUCAUGGUCCCGUCGCAUGCUACUCUUCGCAUUGCUCCUUUUGCAGAUCCGGACUUUAUGGCAUCGCAUAUUUCAUUCUGGCACUCUGUUUAUGGAUUCAACAUGGCCAGCAUGCUUACCGGUAUUUAUGAUGAGGUGCUUGUCCGCAGUAUUCAGCCAUCCACAAUCCCGGCAGAGUCUUCGGUUUUCCUCCCCCUUCCGUUGCACACGAUCACUGUGGACGAACUGUCGUUCUUGAAAGAAUUCCAGGUCACCUUGAAGGAGGACAUUGACGCGCUGGACGGCUGGGCUAUCUGGUUCGACAUAUUCUUUAUGCCAUCCAGAGAGGUUCCCAUCCCGGAUGAUGCGGUUCCGUCGGAAAUGCAGAAGAAGGGAUUCGUUGCUUUCACCACAGGCCCCGAUGGGACAGAGACACAUUGGCAACAGGGCAUUCUCCUCAUUGAUCAUGGAAAGAAACCUGCGACUCCCUUAAAGAAAGGCCAAAUCAUUUCCGGAAAAGUUGGAUACCAGAAGAAGAAAGAGGACAAAUCACGGUCUCUGGACAUCUCUGUGGAGUGGAAUGCUCAGGAGGUUGGGAAAGGAACUCAGCAAUGGAGUUUGCAAUGA
Molecule: messenger RNA, 1626 nt
Organism: Aspergillus tanneri
Lineage: Eukaryota; Fungi; Ascomycota; Eurotiomycetes; Eurotiales; Aspergillaceae
Product: protein arginine methyltransferase RmtB
Exons: 4
Coding region: 1-1626 (541 amino acids)
Biological process (GO): peptidyl-arginine methylation
Cellular component (GO): nucleus
Molecular function (GO): protein-arginine N-methyltransferase activity
Source: RefSeq, a predicted model, not a curated record